GUCAGAUGUGUACUGCAAUUCUCUCACAACUCUGUUCGAAUCUGACCGAGUGAGUAUUAAGUGCUAUUGGCUAAUUCACUAUCUGAGAGAAAUUCUACAGCAGAGUGAAGAUGGUAUGGUUUGGUCAAUGCAUUAUUGGACCACCGGGUUCCGGCAAGACUACAUAUACAGCUGCCAUGGCCGAGUACCUUGAAGAACAAGGUCGUAAAUUUGCAGCUGUCAACCUUGACCCAGCUAAUGACGAGUUACCGUAUAAGGCUUCUGUCGACAUUUCCGAACUGAUCCGGGUCACAGAUGUUAUGGAAACAUUUAAACUCGGCCCAAACGGAGCGCUAAUCUACUGUAUCGAAUACCUUGAAACAAAUUUUGACUGGCUUCAAACCAAGCUCAAAGACUUAUCCUCUGAUACAUAUCUGCUAAUUGAUUGUCCCGGACAGGUAGAGCUGUAUACGCAUUAUACUGGUGUUCGAAACAUACUCCAUACGUUACAGCGUGAAGAUUUUCGCCUCACAGCCGUUCAUCUUGUUGACGGGGUAUAUUGCGCGGAUCCAGCGAAAUAUAUAGCCAUAUUGUUAACGUCACUGAGUUCGAUGAUCAAUGUAGAAAUGCCGCAUGUUAAUGUUCUGUCAAAAUUUGAUCUUAUUGACCCGGCUUUGUUGGCAUUUGAUACUGACUACUAUACGGGAGUAAUGGACCUGGAAAAGCUUUGUGAGAUCAUGGGUGAAGAUCGAUUUUUGGAACGUCAUCGGGGUCUCAACAAAGCUAUUGCCGCGGUGGUCGAAGAUUAUGCACUCGUUGGUUUUCAUACGCUAAAUGUCAGGGAUAAAAAAUCACUGCGAAAGGUUUUAGCAGAGACAGAUAAAGCUAACGGGUGGAUGUUCGGACAGGCUACCGAAAGAUUGGUGCAAGAGUAUGCGGCAGGACCCCGCAUGGGCUAAGGCCCUUGUGAAAGGAAUUAAAUAAUAUUAUCGAUGAUAUGUGUAGUACUAAUAAUACAAUAAGGCGGAAUUCUGCCGUAGGUAGUAAUAAAAAAAAACGUAAAUCAGCGUGAUUUAGUUUACUUGUCGUGAAUAAGUAUAGUAUAAUCAAU
This is a messenger RNA of Varroa destructor (honeybee mite), 1090 nucleotides long. Its product is annotated as GPN-loop GTPase 2. Gene Ontology annotation, molecular function: GTPase activity. The record is from RefSeq and is a predicted model, not a curated record. NCBI's taxonomy places the organism in Eukaryota, Metazoa, Arthropoda, Arachnida, Mesostigmata, Varroidae. Gene Ontology annotation, cellular component: cytoplasm.